This is a messenger RNA of Anoplopoma fimbria (sablefish), 5414 nucleotides long. It is a transcript of the gene mri1, whose product is annotated as methylthioribose-1-phosphate isomerase 1. The transcript has 6 exons. Lineage: Eukaryota; Metazoa; Chordata; Actinopteri; Perciformes; Anoplopomatidae. Gene Ontology annotation, molecular function: S-methyl-5-thioribose-1-phosphate isomerase activity. Bases 239 to 1300 code for a protein of 353 amino acids. The record is from RefSeq and is a predicted model, not a curated record.
GUUCCGUGUCUGUCAGUGUGGAGGUUUGCAGCCCUUCUCUCACUCCUCUCCCCCACCUAUCCUCCCGUGCAACACAGCAGACCUCCUCCUCUUCCUCUUCCUCCUCUUCUUCCUCCUCCUGCACUUCUCCUCUCGACGUGUGUGUGUGAGACAGAGAGAGAGGGGAGAGAGAGAGAGAGAGAGAGAGAGAGAGAGAGACCCUCCUCUACAUCAUCCCGCCUCGUUCUGUUUUGCGGUCAUGACGCUGGAAGCGAUCCGCUACCGGGCCGGGUCUCUGCAGAUCCUCAACCAGCUGCUGCUGCCUCACCAGACCGCGUACGAGGAGAUCCGCUCUGUGCAGGACGCGUACGAGGCCAUCAAGUCCAUGAAGGUUCGGGGCGCCCCGGCCAUCGCCAUCGUCGGCUGUCUCAGCCUGGCCGUGGAGUUGCGAGCAGGCGCCGGGGGUGAUGACCCCGUGACCUUCAUCAGGGAGUCUCUGUGUCACCUGACUUCCGCUCGACCCACCGCCGUUAACAUGGGCCGCGCCGCCCGUGAGCUGAUGGAGUUCGCUGAGAACGAGAGCAUGGAGAAGAACUCGGAGCAGCUCAGAGAAAGUGUAAUUGCCUGGAUCGAAGACAUGUUGGAGCGUGACGUCAAUGACAACAAGAAGAUCGGUAACUAUGGAGCCCAGCACAUCCUGUCCGGGGUUCCGAGGGCCUCUGUGACCAUCCUCACACACUGCAACACCGGCUCGCUGGCCACAGCUGGAUACGGGACCGCACUCGGUGUGGUGAGAAGCCUCCACGCGCUGAGCAGGCUGAAGCGCAUGUACUGCACGGAGACGAGGCCGUACAACCAGGGGUCCAGGCUGACGGCUUACGAGGCGGUAGCAGAGGGAAUCCCUGCCACGCUUAUCACAGACAGCAUGGCCGCCCUCACCAUGAGAGAGAUGGACAUCACAGCUGUGGUGGUGGGUGCAGACAGGGUGGUUGCUAACGGCGACACGGCCAACAAGGUGGGCACGUACCAGCUGGCCAUCGCAGCAAAGCACCACGGGAUUCCCUUCUACGUGGCCGCGCCCAGCACGUCGUGCGACCUGAGCCUGGAGAGCGGACGGGACAUCAUCAUCGAAGUGCGCCCCCCCGAGGAACUCACCAGUAUAAACGGAGUCCCCAUUGCUGCCCCGGGUAUCGAGGUGUGGAACCCGGCGUUUGACGUGACCCCUCACCAGCUCAUCACAGGGGGCAUCAUCACCGAGCUGGGAGUCUUCCUCCCCUCGGAGCUCCAGGCGGCGCUCACUGGCCGCCUCACGGCCCUCUAGAGCCGCUCAGCCCCGCCUGCUGGUCCGUGUGCACCACUGCACCUUAACGUCACACAGUCAAAGACACUCUCAUCUCAACACACACACACACACACACACACACACACACACACACACACACACACACACACACACACACACACACACACACACACACACACACACAGUCAUAGUUGUGGUUUAGUUUUUGGUUAAAGCACAGUCACUGUUACAUGUCAGUGGUGCACACAGAAGAAGAAAUGCUCUUCAGUCUCUCACUCACACACACACACACACACACACACACACACACACACACACACACACACACACACACACAUAAUCACUGCAGGGAGUCAAGCAGACACUCAUGUGCAGUCUCCCCUAAUAUUUUAUGUCCCUCUUUGUUUUUUGUGAUGUUACAUUACACCUUUUCCAUCCCGUCUUUCAUUCUCUCUUUCUAAAUGGCUUCUGCAACGACAGAAAGCGCUCAGCUGGACUCGAUCCCAAAAAUUCUAUUUGGCCAAAAAAACUAUGAGGUAAUUCUUCUUAAACUACAAACAAAAAAUCUCAGUCUGUUUCUUUAAUUUCAGAGUAGUGGUUUUUAUUAGCCAUGGUUUCUAAAAUGCUGCUACCCACUUGUAAAUACACAUAUUCUUGCUGGUAGUGUGUAAAUAUGUAGAAAACUAACUCCUAGUGAAAGGUACUGCUAUUUUAACCAAAAAUAUGGUUGUUUGAAAUUAAAUUUGACAUAAAAAAUGUUAUAUUAACAUUUAAUUUAUUUUGUCCUGCAUAGAACAUUUUGAAGAGGAAUAAUCCAAAUUCAUAGCUCAUAAAUACAUUUACUCAAGCAGAUUUUAGGGACAUGAAAAAAAGUAUUUUACCCUCAAUUUUUACCCUGUGCAGCAAAAUUUUGAAUUUCUUGAUCGGUCCUUGUAAGUCGGCUGAAGCCUGUGACAACACAUGGCUGUAAUUAUACCUCACUCCUUGUUUGUAUCUUGCUAUUCCCAGUUGUUCUGUAUCAUACCACACCUGUAUUCUCCAUAAUGUUCUUAUAAAUAUGUACCCAUAAUUAUUUCAGCACCAUACAGAUACUCACCAUACUGCACAGGAUUCUCUGUAAGAAUGGAGGGGAAAAAAGGGAAAUUGUGUCAUCUUUUGCCAUAACAGCUUUCGCUGUGAUCUCAGAGGUCUGUUAUGCUGUUGUAUUUGUGUAAUACAGGCAUCACCAUUAAAGGAAUAGUUCACCCCAAAAUGAAAGUUUGGUCAUCUGCUCACUUGCAUGUCAGUCAAGACUUAACUAAUGUUUGUGCAACCACAAAAUACAAGCUUCAGGCUUAGCUCAAGUUACUUAUCAAAACCAUUGUUUUACAGCCAAGAAAAAAGUUUAAAAAAAGAAAUAAUAAUCAAACAAUAACUUAAUAUCGUGAUAUUUGUAGAAGCACUGCUUUCCACUGAAGGGUGUGUUUAAAUAGAUCAGAAUCAGAACAAUAGAAAAGUGUCAUUCAACUCUUCAGCUUAACUUUUUCUCUUCUUUCAGCUCAUUUUUGGUUUGGUUUUACAGCCUUUAAUUGAACCUAUUUUUUUGUCUUUAUGUUUUUUUAUGAAACAGCUGUGGUAAACACACUUUACACUACCCGUUUAGCACCAAACAACUGACUUACUCGUUUAUAUUCUCCUCAUGAGUUGGUGGAAAACAAAUGAGAUCUGAAUUGAGAGUAAAUAUUGGACUUACAUUUGUCAGUUGGACACAAACAUGACUCCAAAUGAAAUGUUGCUCUGUGUCCACAGGAUGUGUAAAUAAGCGAUUAAUGCACAAAAUAGCAAUUAAUGCAGGUUUAGAUAUCCACAGUCUUGACAUUAUGCAGGUAUUUGAAAGUGUUUAGAGAACCAAAUCUGUAAAAACAUGGUUUUGACUUCAGUUUCUCAAAAGAGGGAAAUAUCAGGCCAACUAGUGAGACCAUACACACUUUGGCUUUAGUCAAAAGGUUGAUGAGAGGAGCAGAAGACUUCAUGUCUUUAUUUUGUGGUGAACUAUUCCUUUAGGAUUGUGGGGUCUUAUCCACACCGCGUACCUGUAUGCAGAGAGCUCUGGGACACCAACAAUCAGAAUGUAAUAUUCACAUCAGAUUAACUAUCUUUUGUCAACACAGAUUUCAGAGACUCAGUCACUUCCUGCCCUUCUGCUCGGUUCAGAAUGUGUUUCGACUGUUUGGAAUAAUCUUCCUCCUGACUGAAAUGCUGUUUUACUCCAGACUGACUUCCACCAGACCGUUUAGGACUACACAAACUGCUUUUCUCUGUAGUUUAUCUCUUCUAGGUCCUGAAGAUGGCAGAAAAAAUCUUCUGAUUUGUCUAGUGUUGAAAACGAUACGUAGGUUAAAUUUACAGAAAUAGAUCAGUAACUAUUAAGAUAACUUUUUUUUUUUUGCAAAAAUCCCAAAUGCAACCAUUUGCUUUUUUUUUUACCAGCUUUAUAUGGAUCAUCAAUUGCAGCCCUACAUGUACGACUUUCUAGUUUACUUUUUUUUAAGUUUAAAACCUGACUGACCUAAUAUUUACCCAGAACCAGUAGACUAUUAUUGUGAAAGGCGUGUGACUGAGUUCCUGCAGUUUUUGGCUCCUUAGAAAAGUCCUAGAUAUGUCGAUCUGUAUGGGACUCACCUUCUCGCUGCACUGAAUGUCACAGGUCCACACUCGGGGGCCCACACUGCUCACUGCCUUACAGGUGCAGCACCAUUUUAACUCACUGAUGUGAGCUCGCAUUAUGAACGGAGAGACAGCAACCCCUCAGUCCUUCCUUCACCCUGGUUUAUAUCAUGUAGUCAGACCGCCAUCUCGUCAAGCCCACAGAUCUCUGGAGAAGAGCCUCGUCAGAGAUGUGGCAACAUAGUCUGCCUUCUUGACACCCCUCCUGACCUCAAACACUGCCCUUGUGUACUUUGUCAUUUACUUAAUUCAUUUUAACAGGUGACAAAUACACAACUUAAAUUCUCUACAGGACCACUGAGAGUUCCAGAGAAAACACCCUAAAAAAAAUGUCAACACUAAUUGCAGUAUCCAUAGAAUCAUUGUCCAUAUCUUGAUGUAUUAUAAGCUAAUUUCUUGCUUCGCUUUCCAAUUUUCCUCCUCUUCAUCUGUCCUCGGUCCAUCCAUCGAGCCUGAACUCACAAAGAUGCUGUUAGGUCACACACAAGCAUAAAAUAAACUUGUGCAUUUUACUUUUAUUUCUUUUGUACAGUUUAACACAUCACUUGUUUGGGGGCAAUUUUAGACAACGUUCCAGACGUAUGUAGCAACUUUGUGGCCGUCAGUCCCGCCACGUAUUUCUUUCUCAAUCUUUAAGAGGUAUGAGAUUUUUGUUUGUCUGUACAUCAUGAUUAUAACUGUUUGGCUGUGGUUUGUUAUUUUAUUUCAUGACAUUGUGAUUCCUAGUAACUAGGCCAUUAGUACACCACACUGGGGAGGCCUCCUCAACCAUACACACUACCUCUCCGUCUUGCUACACGGACUCAAACACUGAAAUGCAUGAACACAUGCACUUAACAUGCCAGGCUGCAGCAAAGCAGAUUGACAGAUUGUAGAAAAUAAAAAAUCCGGACUCAAUGUCUCCACAUCUCACAAAUGUUUGUAUCUUGAACCCAAAGUGACAAAUAAUUUGUGGCGGUGCUUUUAGUUUGCCAAAGUAGCCUAGAUUUAGGCCAGUGUGUUUUGUUGGGUUGCAGCUGAAUUGUUUCUGCGUUACGCUAUGUUUAACACCAUGCUUUUGAAGCAGCAGUAUUAUAGUACUCUGUUUAAAAAGAUGUUCCACCAUCCUCCCCUAAAGACACCCGACACACACCUAAUAAAGGUGCCAAAAUUCAGAGCUGCUUGCCAAGUAUUUUCCACAUUGAUUUAAUUAUCAAAGCAGGUGUAUGUGUAUUAUUCUUGAUUAUUAGUAUGGCCUGCAGUUACCAUGGAAGGAGUGUUGUUCAGAUGGCCUCUUUAAGUGCAAGUAUGUCAUUGUUGUUAUUGAUAAUCACUUGAUCUGGUUUUAUUUUGUAAUGUGGAAACUGUUUAAAACUGGAUUUUUUUUAUACAUAUAUGUAUAUGAAUAUAAUGCUGUAAAGUGCAGUCAUGAAUUAAGAGAUUUCUC